AAUCUCAAUUCUUUCUCCUAUAUAUUCUCUCUACCCCUUUAUUACCCAAACCAAAAUAUGUAUUUUCUCUAAAAAAAAAACCUCAACAGGAGAGAGUUUAUUGGUUGAUUCUUCUUCCUCAACAAGAAAAAUAACAACCAUGGCUACUUCUCCUUCCUUCAACGGCGCCGAGAAAAAACACUGGUGGCUCACUAAUCGCAAGAUUGUUGAUAAGUACAUUAAAGACGCAAGAAAUCUGAUCGCGUCGCAAGAACAGAGCGAUAUUAUAUCAGCUUUGAAUCUUUUAGACGCAGCUUUAGCUUUAUCUCCGCGAUUUGAAGUGGCCCUCGAGUUAAAAGCUAGAUCUUUGCUUUAUUUAAAGCGAUUUAAAGAUGUGGCUAAUUUACUUCAAGAUUAUAUUCCGAGUUUAAAAAUGGGGAACUCUAAUAUUGAUGACUCGGGGUCUGUCUCGUCUGAUAACUCGAGCUCGUCGUCGCAGAAUCUCUCGAAAGAACGAGUUAAGCUGUUGGGUUCUGAUAACUCGUCGUCGGGUGACUCGGGUGAGAAAGAUCCAAGUUUCAAGUGUUUUUCUGUGUCGGAUUUGAAGAAGAAAGUCAUGGCGGGGCUUUGUAAAAACUGUGAUAAAGAGGGGCAAUGGAGAUACUCGGUUUUGGGACAAGCAUGUUGUCAUCUAGGACUAAUGGAGGAUGCCAUGGUCCUCCUCCAGACCGGAAAACGCCUCACUACAGCUGCAUUCCGUAAGCAAAGCAUUUCUUGGUCGGACGACAGCUUUUCCAUUUCCGACUUUCCGAUAUCAGGCGAUGUCACUGCAUUAUCAGCGCCCCCAACGCCUCCUCGUGGUACAUUGUCGGAAACCGAAAGCAUUUCUCAUCUUUUGGCACACAUCAAGCUCCUCCUCCGUCGUCGCACAGCGGCCAUUGCCGCCCUCGACGCGGGCCUGUACGCAGAGGCCAUCCGCCACUUCAGCAAGAUUGUAGAAGGGCGUAGAGGAGCCCCACAGGGAUUCUUGGCAGAAUGUUACAUGAAUAGAGCUUUUGCAUACAAGUCAUCCGGCAGAAUUGCAGAGUCAAUUGCUGAUUGUAACAAAACCUUAGCUCUCGACCCGACUCGGAUUGAGGCACUUGAAACCAGAGCUUUGCUUUUAGAAACAAUCAGAUGCUUACCCGAUUGUCUACAUGAUCUCGAGCACUUAAAAUUGCUAUACAACUCGAUCUUGAGGGAUCGGAAACUUCCAGGACCGGCCUGGAAGAGGCAUAACAUAAGAUACAGAGAAAUUCCAGGAAAACUCUGUGCAUUGACAACUAAAAUUCAGGGAUUGAAGCAGAGAGUUGCAUCCGGUGAGACCGGAAAUGUCGAUUAUUACGCGUUGAUCGGGUUGAGACGCGGGUGUUCACGAUCCGAGCUAGAAAGAGCUCAUUUGUUGCUGACUUUAAGGCAUAAACCUGAUAAAGCAACAAACUUUAUGGAAAGGUGCGAGUUUUCAGAUGACAGGGAUCUUGAUUCAGUUAGAGAUAGAGCUAAAAUGUCAGCAUUGCUACUCUAUAGAUUGCUCCAGAAAGGUUAUUCAAGUGUAAUGACGACAAUUAUGGAGGAAGAAGCAGCGGAGAGACACAGAAAGAAAGCUGCAGCCGCUUUACAAGCGGCGCAAGCUGCAAUUCAAGUCCAGCAAAAAACAAUCCACAGUCCUCGACGUGAACCAAACACAACUAAAAUGGAGAAAACAAGCUCUAAAAGGAUCAUUUCAAUUGAAAAUCAGGCAACCGCAGCAGCAGCAGCAGCAACAUCGUCAGGAAACGCUAAUUCAUCGGUGUUUCAAGGAGUAUUCUGCCGUGAUCUUGCUACAGUCGGGAAUUUACUAGCUCAAGCUGGAUUUAACCGUCCAAUUCCAGUCAAAUACGAGGCAUUGAGCUGCUAAGUAUAAAAUCCCAAAGAACAAAGACAGUCAAAACAAUCAAAAAAAUCUGAGGAGAUGUUACCGGCGGGAGAAUCUCUGGUUCAUUUUGUACAAAAGGAAACAUAAAUAUUUAUAUUUAAACCCGCCGGAAAAUUUUGUCACUCUCUUUUUCAUCCACCAUCUAUCAUGUACAUAAUUUUAUUAUGGUAUUCUGAAUUUGCUAUAAAUUUUGGGUUUUAUUUA
Messenger RNA from Mercurialis annua (annual mercury), 2137 nucleotides. RefSeq lists its product as uncharacterized. Lineage: Eukaryota; Viridiplantae; Streptophyta; Magnoliopsida; Malpighiales; Euphorbiaceae. Gene Ontology annotation, molecular function: protein binding. The record is from RefSeq and is a predicted model, not a curated record. Bases 140 to 1915 code for a protein of 591 amino acids. The transcript has 3 exons.